AUGAAGUAUUUCCAUUCACUGCCAUUGAUAAUAGUGGUAGUAAUUGGUAUAUUUAUAACAACAUCGAUAUUUUUAAGUACCAACAAUGUAGUUGAUGCAUGUGGCAUGACAACCCACAAUGAAGUUGCAAGACGUGCUUUUAAUUUCUCUGAUUUCAAAGAGUAUCCACAGUUCCAACAGAUGAUUUUGAACAAUUUGGCAUCGUUUCAAGCAGGUGCUGCAUUUCCUGAUUGGGGAUACAGUUGUGGUGGAUUCGCCGCUGAAUCCGAAGCUGCUCAUUGGCCACCAUUUUUAAGAAAUGCAAGUGAAUAUUUACUGGCAACUUAUACUCAACCAUGGAAUGCAAAAGCACAAUCAUUGGCAGUAUUUUUAUUGGGUGUGAUGUCGCAUCAAGUUGCUGACAUCUCAUGGCAUUCGAUUGCAGGUGACCAAAAUGGUCUGAUUGCCUCUAUGGCUGGCCAGGAUUUCAACGGAACCUAUAGUGUUGCCCAUGAAAAUGCUGAUACCGGAGGUGAAUUUGUAUUAGCUUAUAAUUAUAAUUUAGAUUGGUUAGAAGAUGAAUGGUAUGUUCCAGUUGAAGAUGUAAAGAAUAUUUAUCAUCAAAUGAAUUAUACUACUGUUACAGAAUUGGCAUUGGUAAAAUGUAAUUCAAUUCUGUUUGCUGGUGCUAUGGCUGUGAAGACUGGAGGUCGUUUCUUGUAUCCAGAGAUCGCCGAGAAAUCACCGUUCCUCAUUGAUCACUACCAAGAUUACUUUAAUGGUGGUCUCGAUGAUAUGGCUGUUUGGACUAGCUACUGUUGGCCAGUUCUAAUGGGUUGGCUUGAGGGCGAGAAGAUUGGAAACUUUUGUGCCAUCCAGCCGGAUCCAUCAUUCAGUCACGGUCACCGUCGUAACGGAUUCGAAAAGAUCGCAGAGCACUUCUCGGACGAUGCAAUCAACAUUCUCAUCGAUAGAAUGGACAUAUUCAAGGAUCACCACAACAACUACUUGAUCUCGAUGAAUCCAAUCGAUCCAAUUGAAUUGGGUUUCAAAGUACCACCUAAGCCACACAACAAGAUGAACGAUAUUCCAACGAAUUACUCUACCAUUUUCAGUGAGAACGCCUACUCUUAUUUCGGUCGUAGUUUGAUCUCGCACGAUUUGAACAACGACGGUUUCGAUGACCUUAUUGUAUCGGCGCCGGGUGACGGUGUUCCAGGUGCAAUGCAAACCGGAUGUGUGUACUACAUCAUGAUGGGUGAGAACAAUAGCUCACGUUUUGUAAACUCGGCACAAUUUGAAAUCAACCAAAUCGCCAAUGGAAAGGUCUGUGGCAAUGAAAUACAUGCUCGUUUCGGUUGGUCCACUGUCUUGUUGGAUUUCAACAUGGACGGAGUCAUUGAUUUGGUUGUUGGUGCACCAUCGUCUGCCAAUGCCGACUUGAAUUACUUUGGUAAAGUUUUUAUCUACUUGGGACAGAUGAAUGGACAGCAAUGGUCAAUCGACCAAUCCUCGCCGAUCACCAUCAACGGAACCUACUUCCAGGAUCAGGCAGGUCUUAUGCUUUUCACAGGUGACGCUAACAACGAUGGUCAUCAAGAUUUGAUUAUCGGUAUGCCAACUGCCGGUCCAAACCAACAAGGAAAACUAGCGAUAUUCUAUUCGUCAGAGAAGCGCAGUUCACAACACCCACUCGACUUGGAGAGAGAUGCCAACUUCCAAGCAUUUGGUACCACCGCUUUCGAAUGGUUUGGAUAUCACGCCGCCAUUAGUUCUGGACUUCUCUUGGUCGGUAGUCCAACUUUCCACGAAGAUGGCGAUCUCAUGAACAUAGGUAAGAUCACUGGUUUCCAGCUUUCCAAACCAAAGCAACCAAAGUUCACAUUGAUCGGUCAUUACCAGUUCGAUAAACUUGGAUAUACCUUCCAAGUUGUCAAUGGAAGCUUCAUGGGAAUGAAUGAGAAUCUACUGGUCGUUGGUCUACCAACUCGUGGUUACGAAUUGAGAGAGCAGGUCGGUGAAGUAAUGUUGAUUGCUUUUGAAUCGCUCGUUGGCUAUGUCGACUUGGCAGAUUGCGAAGUGUUGUUACAGGUCACCGGUGACACUAGCUACUCGAGAUUCGGUGAGUCACUGGCCAUGGAUCUCUUCGAAGGAAGUGUACCAACACUCUAUAUUGGUUCGCCACUCUGGACCGAUUCAAUAUCGACAGGAUCCGGUGCAGUCUACCAAUACACAAUCAACCCACCUGCUAAAGAUAAGUCGAAUAACAACAAAUCAGUUACCACUGUCGAUGGAGGUAGCUAUGUAAAUAAUAAGGAAAAAGAUAGUAGAUUCGGUUUCAGAAUGGUUUUGGCUGAUGUAAACAAUGAUGGAAAGAAAGAUAUUAUCAUUGGUGCCGACAGAGAUUCAUCAAAGAGUCUACAAUCAGGAUCGAUCAAUAUUUUCUUUUCAAACUAA
Messenger RNA from Heterostelium album PN500, 2436 nucleotides. It is a transcript of the gene pldG, whose product is annotated as glycosylphosphatidylinositol phospholipase D. Bases 1 to 2436 code for a protein of 811 amino acids. The transcript is spliced from 4 exons. The record is from RefSeq and is a predicted model, not a curated record. Lineage: Eukaryota; Evosea; Eumycetozoa; Acytosteliales; Acytosteliaceae. Gene Ontology annotation, molecular function: GPI anchor phospholipase D activity. Gene Ontology annotation, cellular component: extracellular matrix; extracellular region.